AUGACCUUUGGAUGUUUGAUUUAUCGAAAAGACAUUGGAUUAGACCAUUGGCAACAGGAACGUAUCCUGUACCAAAAGCAUACACAUCAAUGUGACUGUUGGGUAUUAACUAUGAAAGGACCUACUUGGACAUGGAAAGAAAUUGCUGUAAGAAAUAAAGAGUGGGCUGCAGCUAACAUAUGGUGUAAUCCAGCAUGUAGAGUUGGUGAUAAGGUUGUAAGCCUUAGCAGAAGUAGACAUGGUUGGAAUGGUGCAAAACCUUUGGUUACUUCUGCUGUACGACUAUCAGCUCUAAGUAGGCCUGAGAAUGCUCCUGUGUCUGUAAGGAUAGAGCAGAGUCUGCAGAGACCUUUAGACAGAGAUCAAAAUAUAAAUGGUAGACGUGGAGUGCUACCUAGGCAGCCUAUCACUAGGCAAGCAUCUAGUAAUUUGAACAAUGAGCCUAUUGCAGGACCAAGUAAUAUGCAAGAAAGAGAAAAAAGUGUUGUGGUUUCAAAGGAAAAUCCUGGUCAAGAUUUUAAUCUUGAAGCAGGUGCAAAUUCCGAUUUACAGCAAAGUAACAAUGCUGUUGAUUUUAAUAAAAAAGACUUAAGUACUAGAAAAAAUAAAAUUAAGAAUAAAGGAAUGAAAAUAGUGAGACAACUACAGGAAGCUAAUAAAUAUCGAAUGGCUGCAUUUGCAUGUGAUUCAUCUGUUAACAAUACAUCUAAUGAAAAUGAUCUCAUCAAUCAAAGACAAAUUGCACAUUUAGAAAACAGAAUAGAACCUCAACCCCUAGCAGCAGACAACCAGAAUAGACAACCUGCAGUUAAAAAAGAAAUGGAGAACUUA
Iphiclides podalirius (scarce swallowtail) is the source of this 831-nucleotide messenger RNA. The record is from the annotation of a GenBank genome assembly. Lineage: Eukaryota; Metazoa; Arthropoda; Insecta; Lepidoptera; Papilionidae.